Onthophagus taurus is the source of this 744-nucleotide messenger RNA. NCBI's taxonomy places the organism in Eukaryota, Metazoa, Arthropoda, Insecta, Coleoptera, Scarabaeidae. The record is from RefSeq and is a predicted model, not a curated record.
AUGAAAUCUCAAUUAAGUGGUCCGGUUCAAAACGCAAUUAAUUUUAUAAUUGAUCAAGGAAAUUACAAAACCCCUCCGGAAAUAAGUAUAAGUGAAGGUUCUCAAGAAGGUGACGGUUAUUCAUCAAAAACGUACGCGGUUACAAUUAAAGAUAAAAAUCGUAACGAUUCGUUAAAUCUUUUUAUAAAAUAUUUACUCGAUGUAGUUAAAGAGGACUGGAUUGAUACGCUUCAAAGUGUUUAUAAUGCUGAGCAUCAAUUCUACGGUGAAAUUUAUCCGGUUCUUGAUAAAUUUCAAAAAAGUAAACACAUAAAGAAUCCUUUUGAUAACGUACCAAAAUAUUUUAAAGUUAAUUUAAAUAAUGACGAUAUCAAACCGAUUGUGUUGGAAAAUUUACGAAGUUUAGGAUACACUUUAAGAGAUAGAAAGAAAAUUAUCGACGAUGCUCAUUUAAGAUUACCAAUAGAAGCUUUCGCUAGGUAUCACGCUAUUUCUUACGCUAUGAAAGAUCAAGAACCUGAAAAUUUUAAGAAAUUAACUGCUGGGGUUGAAGAUGUCUUCAGCAAAAAUUAUAAAAAAUUUGGAAUGGAUACCAUGAUAAAGCAAUGUUUGAAUCAAUUUUUAAAUAGUUUAGAUCAAAAAAUGGAUCAGGAAAUGUUGGAACGUUGUAAAAAUUUAGACGAGAAAUUGCUUCAAUUUUUUGAUGACUUAGUAGAUAAUGUUGAUGAAUAUUCAGAGAGGUGA